AUGUCCAGAGAUGUGCAAAGUGCGCCGCGGAAGGUCAUCGCCACAGUAACUGUGCGCAAACGGUUCCCAAGUGCGUUCCAUGCUGUGGCCCGCAUGAAUCGUAUAGCAAGAACUGCCGGAUGCUCUACCCGUCACGCAAUGAAUAAAACACUCCGAGUAAUGCAACUGAAUGUGAGGAAACAGGGAGCAGUGCAUGAAAGCCUCAUGAACGACAAAGAUACUCAAAACGCAGUGGCACUAGCGAUCCAGGAACCCCAGGCGAGGAGGAUUCAAGGCCGGCUCUUGACCACCCCGAUGGGGCAUCACAAAUGGACAAAGAUGGUUCCCUCCACAUGGAGGGAAGGGAGAUGGGCGAUCCGGAGCAUGCUGUGGGUCAACAGGGACGUGGAAGCGGAGCAAGUGCGGAUCGAGUCGCCGGACCUAACAGCGGCCGUUAUUCGGCUUCCUGAGCGACGGAUUUUUAUAGCAUCAGUUUAUGUAGAGGGAGGGGAUGCCUCUGCGUUGAACGACAUAUGCCAUCACCUCCGCAAAGCAAUCACAAAGGUACGGCGAGAUAUGGGGACGGUGGUGGAGAUCAUGAUCGUGGGAGACUUCAACCGCCAUGAUCAACUAUGGGGAGGAGACGAUGUGUCCACGGCCAGGCAAGGCGAAGCGGAUCCGAUCAUCGACUUCAUGAAUGAGUUUGGACUCAGCAGCCUGCUUAAACGAGGUACCAAGACAUGGCACGGCGGAGGAUAUUCGGGGGACUGCGAGUCCACAAUCGACCUCGUUCUCGCCUCGGAAGACUUGACAGACUCGGUGGUGAAAUACGCGGCAUAUGGAACGGAGCACGGCUCGGACCACCGUACCAUCGAGACCGUCUUUGAUGCUCCUUGGACAGCACUAAAGCAGACAGAGCGACUGCUUCUGAAGAAUGCACCGUGGAAGGAGAUCAAUGCCAGAAUUACAAGGACUCUGGCCACCACUCCGGUGGAAGGCUCGGUACAGCAGAAGACCGAUCGACUCAUGUCCGCGGUGUCGGAAGCGUGGACGGCGGACCUGACACAACUCCGUCAGAUCUACACGUAUUGGAGAAACCAUGCCCGGUCGGAGCGACGGGCCGGACGAAAGGUGCCACACUUGGAGGACAUGGCGGCAAGUGCGGCGAAGGAGUAUCACGAUGCGAUUCGGAAACAGAAGAAGAAACACUGGAACGAGUUCCUGGCCGAUAACGAUAACAUCUGGAAAGCUGCUAAAUACCUGAAGUCAGGAGAAGAUGCAGCCUUCGGGAAGGUACCGCAGCUCUUCAGAGCAGAUGGAAUAGUUACCACCAAUCAUGAGGAAUAA
This is a messenger RNA of Penicillium alfredii, 1326 nucleotides long. RefSeq names its product exonuclease/endonuclease/phosphatase family protein. Gene Ontology annotation, molecular function: catalytic activity. The coding region runs from base 1 to 1326 and encodes 441 amino acids. NCBI's taxonomy places the organism in Eukaryota, Fungi, Ascomycota, Eurotiomycetes, Eurotiales, Aspergillaceae. The record is from RefSeq and is a predicted model, not a curated record. The transcript is spliced from 2 exons.